Messenger RNA from Oncorhynchus kisutch (coho salmon), 2367 nucleotides. RefSeq names its product AN1-type zinc finger protein 5-like. The record is from RefSeq and is a predicted model, not a curated record. The transcript is spliced from 6 exons. Gene Ontology annotation, molecular function: zinc ion binding; DNA binding. Lineage: Eukaryota; Metazoa; Chordata; Actinopteri; Salmoniformes; Salmonidae. Bases 263 to 880 code for a protein of 205 amino acids.
AUGAAACUACAGAGAAAGCAACUGGAGGGUGCAGAGAUAGGGAGAAAGGAGGAGAAGGCACAUCCUCGGUCAGAGAAAAUAACGAUAAAUACAUUUUGGGGACACGAUUUGUUUAAAAAACGACUGCUUAACCAGACAUAUUGUGUGAUUCCGAUCAAAUUGUGCAGGUGAGAAUCGAGAUUUGAAACGGUGGGUUGUCUUGGUUUAUGGUUGAAGACAGAAAAAAGGGGACACCGAAAAAUUGGAUCAACAUCAACGUAACAUGGAAUUUCCGAUGGCCCAAGAGACUAAGCCAAGCCUGACGCCUGUGCUUUGUACCACUGGCUGUGGUUUCUAUGGCAACCCCAGGAACAACGGCAUGUGCUCGGUCUGCUACAAGGAGCACCUGAACCGUCAGCAGAGUAGUACCCACGGCUUGAGCCAACUUAGCCAAAUGGGAACAGUUGGUAGUCCUACCCCUGAUGCCUCAGCCAUCCAGCGACUAGAGGCCAGUCUAGCCAAAGUAGACCCUUCAUCUGGCUCUGCUGCAGACAUGGCUAGAACUAUUCAAGGCUCUCUUCCAGUGACUCAACAAAUGACAGAGAUGAGCAUCUCAAGAGAGCAUAAAGCAGAGCCUGUUGUGACUGAGCCUACUGCUUCUAGCCCUGCCACUGGUGACGAGGCUAAGGGAGACACCCCCAAUCCCAAGAAGAAUAGGUGCUUCAUGUGCCGCAAGAGGGUGGGCCUAACAGGGUUCGAUUGUCGCUGUGGGAACCUGUUCUGUGGGGUCCAUCGGUACUCCGACAAACACAACUGCCCUUACGACUACAAGGCGGAGGCAGCUGCCAAGAUCCGCAAGGAGAACCCUGUAGUGGUCGCCGACAAGAUUCAGAGAAUAUAGGGUUAAGAACCAUCCACACAAAGACUGAAGUAUGAUUGGACCCUCGACAUGAACAUUGGCAUGAGUGGCAAAGGGAUAUCGGACUCAUUUUUAAAAUCACAACCUUGAGAAAAGUGGAAGAGACCUUGCCUGAGGGGGAGAUGCAUGAGCGAUCACUAUUUGUCUUGUUUUUUUAUUUUUAUAAUAUAUUGUUUGUUUUUCCUGUAUCUUUGCCGAUAUUCAGUUUGUCUUUUUAAAAAGAAGCCCAGGGUACCUGUCGAUGAGACUUAGUGAAUGUUGGCGAUGGAUAGAAAUGAAAUGAAUAUAGCCCCUGAGCUGUUUGGCCACUUUGUUGCCAAAUGGACAUUUUGUCAGAAGUUGUAUUCACGUGCAGUAUCCCCACGUGUUCAGUUGUUACCAUUUCUCCUCUCCGUUCAUAUCAGUUGGUUGGGUCAGUUGACUGAAAGGUAUGACCUCUCGAACUGCAAAGCUGUUCCAAAAUGCAUGUGGUUAUUGUUUCAGAAACUUCUGUGACUGCUUCCUUGCCACAGUGCUCUCACAGCUGCUACCACAGCGUGCAUGCAAUUGCAAACAUAUUCAUGGGAAAACAGCUGUUCACUAAUGUGUUGAACACAAAAGGCUACAUGGAGGAGGGCUCUGUCUAUACACGGUGUUGUACCCUUGCAUGACAAAGACACGUAAGCUUCUCAAACAGCAGCAGGACAUGUUUCUCCUUAUCGCAUUGUGCGUGUGUAGCCUGCUCUUAUCACUCUGUUAUUGCCAGGUGAGGGGGUUACCUUGAUAGGCCAUUUUUUAGGUAACCUGGUCAUCGGGCACCGUAUCCUUUUGACUUUCAUUGUAAGAGGUGUGAGAACGGGGACAAAAACGCAUAAUUAACCAGCUGUCAUGUGGAACUGAACUUUAUCAGAGUCUCCCAACUGGCUCUCAUGCAGACGGUUGCGGACCCUGGUGCACUACCAGUAUUUUAUCUGAUAUAUGGGGGUAUGAAUGGGAUAGCGCAACCCAUGCAGUUAUGUAAAAUAUCUGACUGAAUUGCCAUCACUCGACUAGUGCUAGGUCUUUAUUUUUUAUCCUCAGACAUUUAUAUUUACUGACAUUAGCACAUUCAGUGUAGUUGCAGAGUUAGGCUAUGUGAGCCAGCCAUGCUUGUGUGUGUUAAGAGCGAGUGAACACAUGGUUGUCAGUGUGUGUGUGUGUGCCCCCCCACCUUAGUCUGAAGCAAUAUGGGUUAAACAGCACAAGCUACAGGAGCAUGCUAGAGCUACGGUUUGAAAAACAGAUUCCAGAGUUAGACAACUUCUUUUCAGCUUUCUAUCGACACAGACCCAUAGUGGAUCUUAUUCUUGUUCUCCUGUAGGGAUGUGAGGUCUACUUUUCCCCCCUUUUGAUUGUUUAUAUGCAAAUUUGUACAAAACGUAUUACAUAUCUUGCUACCCAGCAUUACAGCAGCAUUGUAUCAUGUAAAUAAAGACUGUACAGAGACAAUA